Molecule: messenger RNA, 1951 nt
Organism: Spodoptera frugiperda (fall armyworm)
Lineage: Eukaryota; Metazoa; Arthropoda; Insecta; Lepidoptera; Noctuidae
Product: ecdysone oxidase-like
Exons: 4
Coding region: 160-1875 (571 amino acids)
Molecular function (GO): ecdysone oxidase activity; flavin adenine dinucleotide binding
Source: RefSeq, a predicted model, not a curated record
UAUUUUAUUUUAUUUAUUAGUUCACUAACACCUAUGGUACAGUUAUCAUAAGCAUUUACAUUAUUAUUCUUAAUUUAAUUUAAAAUGCUACUGCAUUUCCAUUUGUAAUUACAAUUUCUCUAUGAUAGUUGAGGUGUUACAACCAGUACACCAGUCACCAUGGCUUCAGGUGCGACGAGCAUUCAAAUAGAGCAAAUACUCAACAUUCAGGGAGCCUUCAGAGCCCUGGCUCUCCUCAACAUGGUGGGUUACUUAUUUCCUGAAGACGCUAAAGUUUCUGAUGGUGAUACAUACGAUUACAUCGUGGUGGGUGGCGGCACCGCUGGAUGUGUGGUAGCUGGGAGGCUGGUCGAAGCAAACUUUAAGACAUUGCUCAUAGAAGCAGGAAAUAAUCCAGGAGAAGAAAAUUAUGCACCUGGUUUACAAACCUACAUAAAGAACUCACGCAUGGACUGGAACUUUACUAGACCACGCGAUGGUUUCACAGACCAAUGUCACAAAGGCAGUGGAUCAUUUUUUGGUAAGGUGCUGGGAGGUACAGGGAAUACCGACUUCAUGCUGUACGGACGAGGAAACCCCCAGGAUUACAGAAAGUUUAACGAAGACUCAUGGAAUUGGAAAAAUAUGCUUAAAUAUUUCAGAAAAAGCGAAAAUCUAGUUGACGAUGAAAUUCUUAAUUCACGAUACAGAAGAUAUCAUGGCACUGAAGGAAGAAUUGGACUAAUCAAAGAAAAUCGUUCAGAGACCCAAGAGUAUCUACAAGCCUAUGAAGAAGCUGGAAAAAAAGUGGUUGCAGAUGUUACUGGAGCUGGAAUAAUAGGAUAUUCUGGUGCUUUGUAUCACAUAGCAAAAGGGUCUCGUACGGAAACUGCAACUGCUUACUUAUCUCCUCUAAAAGAUAAUCCUAAUUUGCAUAUAACUCGAAAUAGUACGGCAGUAAAAAUAAUCUUCGAUGAGAAUAAAAGAGCCGUUGGAGUAGUAUUUGUAAAGGAAGGUAAAGCAAUCACUGUAAGAGCAACCAAGGAAGUUAUCGUAACAACCGGAGCUGUCAAAACUCCACAACUUCUUAUGUUGUCAGGAAUUGGUCCAAAGGAGAGGUUAGAGAAAUUGAAUAUCAGUGUGAUAUCAAAUAUCCCUGUUGGAAAGAAAUUGCAAGAUGCCGUCGGUGUACUAUUGGGUUUCAAAACAAACAAGACAACAAAAAUUAUGCCGUUCAAUGACAGAGAAUAUCCAGCGCAAGUAAUAAUGGGCUACUCAUCUUUAAACAAUUGCAGCUGUGACCCAGAUUAUCAAACCAUAAACUACAUAAUAGAUAACACUGCAUAUCUUCUACAAUUAUGCGGGUUCAGUCUAGGAUUUCAAAAUUCAAUUUGUGACAGAAUUUACUCAAAGGACACGCAAAUUUUCCUCUCCUUCAUUUUACAUUUGAACGUUAGAUCUUAUGGAGAAGUCGCGUUAAGGAAUACUGACCCAUUCGCAAUGCCAAACAUAUUUCCUAAUUAUUACACGUAUGAUGGUGAUUUGAACGAUAUAGUAGACUAUAUCAUGGACUACUAUAAAGUUAUAGAGACUCCUAAAUUCCAAAGCAUGGGUUUAGAAUUUGUGGAAGCUACUGGGAAAUGUGGUCAAUUUCAGUUUGGGUCUCGUCCAUUCUGGAGAUGUUACGCUUUAUGCAUGAUUGUGACCCCAGGGAGGUAUGUCGGUACAUGUUCCAUGGGGUCUGUGGUGGACAGCCGACUGAAGGUUAUGGGGGUCAGUGGACUUCGUGUGGUAGACGCUAGUGUUAUACCCGGCACCAUUGGUAGUGCUCUUUUUGGCCCAACGGUGGCACUGGCUGAAAAAGGAGUAGAAAUGAUUAUAGAGGAUGCUUCUUAAAAAACCAAGCAAUAUCGAAUAUAGAUGAAAAUAAUUUUGAUACUGAAUUUAGAAAUACAUUUUUUGUUUGAUUUGA